AUGACUUCUACCAUUGCGAAGAAAGCUACCUUCAUUCCACCGGGGAUCUACUGUCCGGUCAUCUCGCUCUAUAAACCAACACCCCGACAGGAAAUCGAUUACGACGCGUCAUACAAAUUCUUCUCGUACCUCAUCCGCGGUGGUGUCGAUGGCCUAGUACUUGCUGGAACUACUGCUGAAGCAGUUUUAUUGUCUGCGGAAGAAAGGAAAGAAUUGGUCAAAAUUGCCAGGAAAACAGCCGUGGAUCUCGGUCGCCCAGACUUCCCUGUUGUCGCGGGAAUCAGCGGCCAAUCCACAAAUGAGUCGAUCAGACUGGCAGAGGAUGCACUGAGUGCGGGCGCAAGUUUUGGAUUGCUGCUCCCGCCGAGCUAUUGGGCCAAGGCAGUUACCAAGGAUGCUAUUGUUGGGUUCUACCGAGAUGUCGCUGAUGCGACAACAUUACCCAUUGUUAUCUACAGUUUCCCCGCAAUGUGUAACGGCAUUGAUAUGAAUUCCGACACAUUAUCCGAACUCGCCCAGCAUCCGAAUAUUGUUGGGGUGAAAUUGACCUGCGGAAAUGCUGGAAAAGUGACCAGACUCACCCAGGAGUAUACCCAUGAGCAGUUCGCCGUCUAUGCUGGAUCAUCAGACUGGCUUAUUCCUUGUCUUGCUGGUGGCGGGGGUGGUUGCGUUACUGGGAUUGCCAAUGUGUUCCCUAAAUGUGUUGCGCAACUCUACUCCUUGUGGAAUCAAGGGAAGACCAAGGAAGCGAGCGAAUUACAAGGCCUGGUCGCUCAAGCGGAAAAGGCAUGCAAGGAAGGUAUUGCAGCCACUAAGUUUGGUACUGCUCAUUUUGCUGGACCGCUGGCUAGUAUAACCGAUCUGAAGGCUUUUUGGCCUCGGAAGCCAUAUGCUCCUUGUGGAGAGGAGAAGUCGGCUUGGGUGGUGAAGGUGAUGCAACAUCUAGUAGAGGUAGAGCAGAGUUUGCCGGAUGGAGUUUAG
Molecule: messenger RNA, 981 nt
Organism: Penicillium canescens
Lineage: Eukaryota; Fungi; Ascomycota; Eurotiomycetes; Eurotiales; Aspergillaceae
Product: dihydrodipicolinate synthase family protein
Exons: 2
Coding region: 1-981 (326 amino acids)
Molecular function (GO): 4-hydroxy-tetrahydrodipicolinate synthase activity
Source: RefSeq, a predicted model, not a curated record